Lolium rigidum is the source of this 1010-nucleotide messenger RNA. Its product is annotated as probable glutathione S-transferase GSTU6. Gene Ontology annotation, cellular component: cytoplasm. The coding region runs from base 107 to 814 and encodes 235 amino acids. Gene Ontology annotation, molecular function: glutathione transferase activity. Gene Ontology annotation, biological process: glutathione metabolic process. The transcript has 2 exons. NCBI's taxonomy places the organism in Eukaryota, Viridiplantae, Streptophyta, Magnoliopsida, Poales, Poaceae. The record is from RefSeq and is a predicted model, not a curated record.
AUUAAUCACCCGAACACUAUAUAUACAUGCCGUUCCCACUCAAUAUGAUCCACCAAGCAACCAGCAAACACAAGCUAAAUUGCUAAAACAGAUCUAGCAGGAGACCAUGGCCGCAGGAGACGACCUGAAGCUACUCGGGGCAUGGCCAAGUCCGUUUGUCGUCAGGGUGAAGCUUGCACUGAGCUUCAAGGGCCUGAGCUUCGAGAACGUCGAGGAGGACCUCGGCAACAAGAGCGAACUCCUCGUCAGCUCCAACCCGGUGCACAAGAAGGUGCCCGUGCUUCUCCACAACGGGAAGCCCAUCUGCGAGUCCAUGGUAAUCGUGCAGUACAUCGACGAGGCGUUCGCUGGCACCGGCCCCUCCUUGCUUUCCUCCGAUCCCCAUGAGCGUGCCAUUGCCCGCUUCUGGGCUGCCUACGUCGAUGACAAGCUUGUCACCUCGUGGGUGCAGUCGUUCAGGGGCAAGACAGAGGAGGACAAGUCCGAGGGCACCAAGCAGAUGUUUGCUGCACUGGAUACUUUGGAGGGAGCCCUGAGGGAGUGCUCCAAGGGGGAGGGAUACUUCGGCGGUGAGAGCGUCGGACUCGUCGAUGUUUCGCUGGGAAGCCUGCUCUCGUGGCUGAACGCGACCGAGGUGAUGUCCGAGACCAAGAUCUUUGACCCCAUUAAGACUCCGCUCCUAGCGGCAUGGGCAGAGCGCUUCAGAGAGCUUGAUGGCGCCAAGGCCGCCUUGCCGGAAACCGACAGGAUGGUGGAGUUCGCCAAGAAGAGGCAGGCGCAGGCUGCGGCGGCUGCAGCUGCUUCGGAUAACUAGUAAAUUGAGUCGGCAUGGGGACGAUGCAUGAGUCGAUGACUCAUCAGUCCCAUUCGAUUGAAGUAUUCGUCUUUGCUCACAAAUAAAGAACAACUAUUAUUGUGUACUCCCGCCAUUCUAUAAUGUAAGUUACUAUUAUAAAUUUAUGAUCAAGAUGUUAUUAGAACCUGCUGACGCAUAUAUAGCAUAUUGAUUG